Messenger RNA from Fonsecaea erecta, 1587 nucleotides. RefSeq lists its product as hypothetical. The record is from RefSeq and is a predicted model, not a curated record. The coding region runs from base 1 to 1587 and encodes 528 amino acids. Lineage: Eukaryota; Fungi; Ascomycota; Eurotiomycetes; Chaetothyriales; Herpotrichiellaceae. The transcript has 4 exons.
AUGAGUAUUGUCUUCACUCAGACUGCUGCCACUCAAUAUGUUCCCAAAUAUCUUUUCGUGUCUGGCGACUGCCAACGUGGGACGGGUAAAAGUCGACAUGUCAUGAAAGAAUUUCUGCGCAAACGCGAAUCCAUCCGUCGUCAGAAACAACUGGCUGCCCGAUCGCGAAGCCGUGUCUUGCCCUGGCUACGCCGAGAAGAUGUAGAACAAGUACCAACUUCAAUAAUAAUAUCCCCUGCGGUCGGUGACGGAGGACCGUCUGAUACUUCGAGCGACUCCAGCUCGAGGCCGUCCUCCCCUCGACAGUCUCAACAUACCGAGUCACACCCCUCGCCGUGCUUCACUCCGCCAUGCUCUUCGCCGGAGAAAGUGGAGCGGAAAGAAGGCGGCGCUCUGGAUUCUUCUUACAACCCGCAAGAGCUGCUCGACCACUUACACCAUUCUGUGAUAAGUCGCCUCUACGAGACCGAUCAGUCAAGUAACAUCAACUCCCCAGCGACCGUCAUGGUGAAUCACGUCAUACCUCGCACAUUGCCGGCACGAAUACUACUUGCAAUUUCCAGUUUUCAUCGUGACAUCGAAGCGGGACACCCAAAACCGAGCUCCGGAACUCUCAGCCUGAUCCUCGAAGGCAUCGGCUCGCUGAAAGAGCACCUAAAAAGCCCCAGUGCCGUGUCUGACGACACCAUCCUGGCUGUGAUCAACCUGUGGGAGUACGAAGUUACGUUGUCGAUGGGAUCUGCGAGAAGUGGAGCAGACACCGGCUCGACCCAAGAGAACAUACUGCCCAAGUCGGUAACAGAAAACAUUCGGACGCACUUGACGGGCCUUCAACGAUCCAUCGAGUGCCAUGGCGGUUUGCACAGUCUUUCACCAGAGACACUGUGGCUUUUUGCGUGGUGCGUAUGUACGCUCCCAGGAUAUUCCCCCAUCGACGUCAGGAUGAUGUCCCCCAACGAUGGUAGCAACAUGGCCCUGCGAAAGGGGCCCGAAUCUUCCUUCUGCCCUUCACGAUUGUUUGAAACACUGUCAAAAGUCCACGUCCAUACAUCGUCGGGUCAUUUUCGACCAAACGUCCUCCAAGAGACAUCCUUUUCAGCCCUACGAACAGUGUUGCGGCGACUGAACGCGAUGCGACGCGCCCUCCAUGGACAAAUGACGCCGAUGAGCAGACUCCGCAAGUCGACUUCACUGGUAUCAACGUUGCUUUUCAUUUUCGAUGUCUGUCUGGAAGCGACGGACUCAGUUCACGGAGGAGGCUCUCUCCGUACAGACCAAUUGGCCACCGUCCAGAAGCGAUUUGUUGACCACCGUAUCGACCAAGAAGGCUCCCUGGAGAAGGUCUGGCAGGUUCUCAUGACGCAGCAAGAGACCCCGCAGCUGCGACUCCAUCCACGGACAUGGUCAAUUGUGGAAAUGGUGAACGCGAUCAAACACCUGAAAAUUUCCACGAUCGACGCCCUGUCGCGACUCUUGCUGGGGUAUCUGCUUCCGGAGGUGUGUGACUAUAAUGAAGACGCCUUCAGAUGCGACAAGGUUCUGCUGCAAGUGUAUUUUGAGCUAGAAGGUCUAGCCGACCUCACCUGA